AUGGCGCAACAGGGCCACCAACCUGAAGAAGCGUCCAGUGAGCUAUCCCACCCAGCCCCAUUGUCCAUAAAUCAGACCAGUCCUGUCUCUACCAUGCCAUUUGCGGCGCCGUCGCUCGAAGGUUGGCCACCCGUUUCCCAUGUGUCUAUCGCAUCUCACACCCGAGAUAUUAUCAUGUCUGAAAAUAUCACUCCGCCGCAGGAGAAUCUAAUCUUACCAGAGAUACCAGCUCCUGUCCAGUCUACUGCUCCAGUCCAAGUUGCCACUAAACCUGCGUUACCCUCUCGGGCUACCACUUCUGAUACUAAUGUCCGGGCUUCAUCUCAACAUUCAGAUGUAGUAAGCACUAUGCCGAAGGAAGCGCCGUCUCAUGGAGCACCUACUAGGAGAUUUUUGAAUGAAAACGUCACAGGAGUAUUACUGGAUGGCCUAAAAAUGAUAGCGAAAGACAGACCCUCUAAUCCGUUGAGAUCACUAGGCGAGUACUUGAUCGAAAGGUCAAAAGAAAACAGGAACAUAUAA
Messenger RNA from Blumeria graminis f. sp. triticale, 522 nucleotides. NCBI's taxonomy places the organism in Eukaryota, Fungi, Ascomycota, Leotiomycetes, Helotiales, Erysiphaceae. The record is from the annotation of a GenBank genome assembly.